UUCUCUCUCUCAGAAGGCGAUGAAACAGCAUGGCGCGGCUGAGCGCACACAGAUGAAACACACACACACCUGGAAGUUUUGCGUCCUCUCCAGUUUGGACCUUUUUCUAAACCUGUACUUCUGCACCUGGACGGAAAGCUAAUUCUGCCUUAGCUUUCCCUUCACACUUCUUUAUCUUGUCUUCCUUUUGAAACUCUUUGUAGCAACUGGUUGGCCAAUUCAGAGCAUACAGUGCUGCUUGUGUUUGGAGUGAACGUUUUCCUUUCUGGAUACAGCUUAUUCCUAUUGGGAGCGAGUUAGUGUGAGCGCGAGCGUGAAGGAGAAAAAGACGAGGUAGAGAUGGAGUUAGAGCGGAGGAAUAGCGAGUCAUGCCUCUCUCCUGCCGCCUUCGUGAACCAGGUGCAAUAUUCCAACAUUCUGGAGGGCAGAUUCAAACAGCUGCAAGAUGAGAGAGAGGCGGUGCAGAAGAAGACCUUCACUAAAUGGGUGAACUCUCACCUUGGCCGCGUCACCUGCAGGAUCGGAGAUCUGUACACUGACCUGCGCGAUGGACGCAUGCUCAUCAGACUGCUGGAGGUGCUCUCCGGAGAACAACUGCCGAAGCCCACAAAGGGCCGUAUGCGAAUCCACUGUCUGGAGAAUGUGGACAAGGCUCUGCAGUUCCUCAAGGAGCAGAAAGUCCACCUGGAGAACAUGGGCUCUCAUGACAUCGUCGACGGCAACCACCGUCUCACACUCGGACUCAUCUGGACCAUCAUCCUGCGCUUCCAGAUCCAGGACAUCAGUGUGGAGACAGAGGACAACAAGGAGAAGAAGUCAGCCAAAGAUGCUCUACUGCUGUGGUGCCAGAUGAAGACUGCUGGGUACCCGAACGUCAACGUACAUAAUUUCACCACCAGCUGGAGAGACGGCCUGGCGUUCAACGCCAUUGUUCACAAACACAGGCCAGAUCUGAUUGAGUUUGAUACUCUAAAGCGCUCCAACGCUCACUAUAACCUGCAGAAUGCAUUCAAUGUGGCCGAGAAGGAGCUGGGGCUGACCAAACUGCUGGACCCAGAGGAUGUCAAUGUGGAUCAGCCAGAUGAGAAAUCCAUCAUUACGUAUGUUGCCACAUACUACCACUACUUCAGCAAGAUGAAGGCUCUCGCAGUGGAGGGCAAGAGAAUUGGCAAGGUGCUGGACUAUGCAAUCGAGGCCGAUCAGCUGAUUGAGAAGUACGAGACUUUGGCGUCGGAGCUGCUUCAGUGGAUCGAACAAACAAUUGUUACACUGAAUGACCGUCAGCUCGCCAACUCCCUCAGCGCCGUCCAGAACCAACUUCAGGCCUUCAACACCUACCGCACCGUGGAGAAACCACCCAAGUUUACAGAGAAAGGUAAUUUGGAAGUUCUCCUCUUCACCAUCCAGAGCAAAAUGAGAGCAAACAACCAGAAAGUCUACAUGCCUCGAGAGGGCAAACUCAUUUCUGACAUCAACAAGGCAUGGGAGCGGCUGGAGAAGGCGGAGCAUGAACGAGAACUGGCUCUGAGAAACGAGCUGAUUCGUCAGGAGAAGCUGGAGAUGCUGGCCGCUCGCUUUGAUCGCAAAGCCGCUAUGAGAGAGACCUGGCUGAGUGAGAAUCAGCGACUAGUGUCUCAGGACAAUUUUGGCUUUGAUCUGGGGGCGGUGGAGGCUGCCACACGGAAGCAUGAGGCCAUAGAAACAGACAUCGGAGCUUAUGGAGAGCGCGUGGCUGCUGUGGAGGCGGUGGCCCGCGAGCUGGAGGCGGAAGGAUAUCACGAGGUGAGACGCAUCCUUGCACGGAGGGAUAACGUCCUGCGCCUGUGGGAGUACCUGAAGGAGCUGCUUGCUGCCCGCAGAGAAAGACUGACCGCACACAGGGACCUGCAGAGGCUUCUACAGGAGAUGAGAUACAUCAUGGACUGGAUGGGGGACAUGAAGGGUCGUCUACAGUCUCAGGACAGCGGGAAACACCUUCAUGACGUGGAGGAUUUGCUGCAGAAACACACUCUGGUGGAGGCAGACAUAUCCGCCCAGGCAGAGAGAGUGCGAGCAGUGCAGGCAGCAGCCAAACGCUUCACUUCAGAUGAAAUGACCUAUAAACCGUGUGAGCCGGCUCUGGUGGAGGAGAAGGUGUCGUUGCUGGGCCAGGCAUAUGAUGAGCUUGGGCAGUUGGCGGGUGAGCGGCGGGUGAAGCUCGAGGACUCUCGCCGCCUGUGGCAGUUCCUGUGGGAGCUGGGCGAAGAAGCAGCGUGGAUUCGGGAGCAGGAGCAGAUCCUGGCCGGCGGAGACUGUGGCCGAGACCUUACCUCUGCCUUGCACCUGCUCUCCAAACACGAGGCUUUCAGAGACGAGAUGGCCGCCCGCUAUGGCCCCCUCAGCAACAGCAUCGCCUCCGGAGAGCAGCUGGUGCAGGAGGGACACUUCGGAGCUCCCGAGGUGACAGAGAGAAUUAAAGACAUCAGAGCGCAGUGGAGCCAUCUGGAGGAGGCGUCUCAGUUGCGUGAGCAGCGUCUAAAGGAGUCUGUAGCUCUGCACCAGUUCCAGACAGAUGCUAAUGACAUGGAGGCCUGGUUGCUGGAGACACUCAGACAGGUGUCGAGUCAGGAGGUCGGCCAUGAUGAAUUCUCCACUCAGACGCUGGCACGGAAACAAAGGGAGGUGGAGGAGGAGAUCCAGAGCCAUCGUUCUCUCAUAGACUCACUGCACGAGCAGGCUGAAACACUGCCCCCUGCUUACGCCCAGUCUCCACAGGUGGAGGGGCGUCUACCUGCGAUUGAGCAGCGCUAUGAAGAACUGGAGGCUUUGUCGUCAGCACGGCGACAAGCUCUGGAGGGGGCGCUAGCGCUCUACCGCAUGUUCAGCGAGGCUGGAGCCUGCCAGCUAUGGAUCGGGGAGAAGGAGCAGUGGCUGCACAACAUGGAGAUCCCCUCCAAACUGGAGGACCUGGAGGUGGUCCAGCAAAGGUUUGAAACUCUGGAGCCGGAGAUGAAUAACCUGGGUUCUCGCAUCACAGAUGUUAAUCAGGUCGCUGAACAGCUGCUGAAAUCAGACAACCGCAACAAAGAGCAAAUCAACCAGACACAGGACCAACUCAACAACAGGUGGAGUGAGUUCCAGAGAGUGGCAGACCAGAGGAAGCAGGCUUUGGAAUCUGCUCUGAACAUCCAAAACUAUCAUCUGGAGUGUAAUGAGAUCCAGAGUUGGAUGAAGGAGAAAACUAAAGUCAUCGAGUCCACUCAGAGCUUGGGCAACGACCUGGCUGGUGUCAUGGCCCUGCAGCGCAAACUCACUGGCAUGGAAAGGGACCUGGAGGCUAUACAGGGCAAGCUGGGAGGUCUGCGCUCUGAGGCAGAGAAGCUGGCGUCGGAGCACCCGGAGCAGGCCGGAGAGAUCCGUGCGAGGCUAGAGGAGAUCCAGGAGGUGUGGGAGGAACUUCGAUCCACCAUGAAGCGCCGCGAGGAGUCCCUGGGCGAAGCGUCCAAACUACAGGGCUUCCUGAGGGAUCUGGACGAUUUUCAGGCCUGGCUGUCCCGCACACAGACGGCCGUGGCCUCUGAGGACACACCCACCUCAUUGGCCGAGGCUGAGCGGCUGCUGGCCCAGCACGAGGCCAUCAAGAACGAGGUGGACAACUAUCGCGAGGACUACGAGAAGAUGAGGGCCACCGGAGCCGAGGUGACCCAGGGUCAGACGGACGCUCAGUACAUGUUCUUGGCUCAGCGGCUGCAGGCUCUGGACACAGGCUGGCAUGAGCUGCGCAGGAUGUGGGAGAGCAGACACUGCGUGCUGGCUCAGGCCUUUGACUUCCAGACCUUUCUCCGGGAUGCCAAGCAGGCCGAAGGCUUUCUUAAUAGCCAGGAGUACGUGCUGUCCCACACUGAGAUGCCCAAUAGCCUGCAAGGGGCACUGGAGGCCAUAAAGAAGCAUGAGGACUUCCUCACCACCAUGGAGGCCAGUGAAGAAAAGAUCAAUGGUGUGGUGGAGUCCGGGCGACGCCUUGUAUCUGACGGAAACGCCAACGGAGACAAGAUUCAGGAAAAAGCUGACUCCAUUCAAGAGAGACACCAGAAGAAUAAGCAGGCAGCUAAUGAUCUUCUGGCCAAACUGAAGGACAAUAGGGAGCUCCAGCACUUCCUUCAGGACGGACAGGAGCUGACUCUCUGGAUUAAUGAGAAGAUGUUGACAGCUCAAGACAUGUCAUAUGAUGAGGCCAGGAACCUGCAUAGCAAGUGGCAGAAACACCAGGCCUUCAUGGCUGAGCUGGCCUCCAACAAAGACUGGCUGGACAAAAUCGACAAGGAGGGUCAAGCACUGGUGGCUGAGAAGCCUGAGCUGGAGGAGACUGUGUCGGAGACUCUUCGUGCACUACAGAAGCAGUGGGAGGAGCUAGAGAACACCACACAGACCAAAGCGCAGUGUCUGUUUGAUGCUAACCGGGCCGAGCUGUUCACUCAGAGCUGUUCGGCGCUGGACUCCUGGCUCCAAAACAUCUCCUCUCAGCUUCAGAGCGACGACUUCGGCAAGGACUUGACCAGCGUCAACAUACUGCUGAAGAAACACCAGAUGCUGGAGCACCAGAUGGAUGUUCGUGAGAAGGAGGUGCAAGCUCUGCAGUCUCAGGCACUGGCCUUGGCCCAGGAGGAGGCUGGGAUUGUGGAGGUGGACAGUCAGCAGCGCAGAGUGGAGGACAGAUUCUCUCAGCUGCAGGAGCCGCUCAAAACCAGACGCCUGCAGCUGCUCGCCUCCAAAGAAGCCCACCAGUUCAACAGAGACCUGGAGGAUGAAAUACUGUGGGUGAAAGAGAGAAUGCCUAUGGCUACAUCCACAGAUCACGGCAAAGACCUGCCCAGCGUACAGCUCCUCAUCAAAAAGAACCAGACUCUACAAAAGGAGAUCCAGGGCCAUCAGCCCCGCAUCAAUGACAUCCAGGCACAUGGGCGCAGCAUGGAUGACGAGCAGCGUGCAGCUCUGGACGAGCGCCUGACCGAGCUCGGGGAGCUGUGGGCCCAUCUCAUCUCAGAGACUGACCAGAGACGUGCACGCUUAGUCGAGGCUAACAGAGCGCAGCAGUUCUACGCAGACGCAGCUGAGGCUGAGGCCUGGAUGGGCGAACAAGAGCUGCAUAUGAUGUCCGAGGAGAAGGCCAAGGAUGAACAGAGUGCUAUGGUGAUGGUGAAGAAGCACCAGAUCCUGGAGCAGGCACUGGAGGACUACGCUCAGACCAUCCAUCAGCUGGCCAAUAGCAGCAGACUCAUGGUGAACAGCGAACAUCCUGAGAGUGAGCGGAUCACGCUGCGUCAGGCUCAGGUGGAUAAGCUGUACGCUGGGCUGAAGGAUCUGGCGGAGGAGCGGCGGGUCAGGCUGCAGGAGAGGUUGAGGCUGACCCAGCUCAAGAGAGAAGUGGAUGACCUGGAGCAGUGGAUCGCAGAGAGGGAAGUCGUUGCCGGCUCUCAUGAACUCGGACAGGACUACGAGCAUGUCACUAUGCUGAGAGACAAGUUCCGGGAGUUUGCUCGGGACACCAGUGCGAUCGGUCAGGAGCGAGUAGACGCCGUGAACGCUCAGGCAGAUGAGCUGAUUGAAUCAGGUCACCCGGAGAACGCCAGCGUGGCCGAGUGGAAGGACGGUCUGAAUGAGGCGUGGGCAGACCUGCUGGAGCUGAUGGACACGCGCACGCAGAUGCUGGCCGCUUCAUACGAGCUGCACCGCUUCCACCAGGACGCCCGUGAGGCACUGGGGCGAGUAAAGGAGAAGAGAGAGGCUCUGGCCGGAGCUGAACUGGGCAGAGACCUCAACACUGUCCAGCACCUCCACCGCCAACACACUGCCUACGAACAUGAUGUACAGGCACUGAGUGGACAGGUGACACAGGUGCAGGACGAUGCGGCUCGUCUGCAGAAAGCAUACGCUGGAGAGAAAGCCGAGGACAUCCACCGGCACGAGCGCUCUGUGACCGAGGCCUGGGAGGGGCUUCUGGCCGCUACUCAAUCCAGACGACUGCUCCUAUUAGAUACAGUGGAGAAGUUCCGCUUCUUCAACAUGGUCCGAGAUCUGAUGUUGUGGAUGGAUGGAAUCAACCUGCAGAUACAGUCUCACGACAGCCCCAGAGACGUGUCAUCGGCUGGGCUGGUGAUAGCAAAUCAUCAGGACAUUAAAGCAGAGAUUGAGGCCAGAGCCGGCAGCUUCACCGCAUGCACUGACAUGGGAAACACACUUCUCAACAACAAGCACUAUGCUUCAGAUGAGAUUCGAGAGAAACUGGAGCAGCUUCAGGCGAAGAGAGACGAAAUCAACCAAAAAUGGCAGGACAAAAUGGACCACCUACAGAUCGUUCUGGAGGUGCUGCAGUUCGGCAGGGACGCGUCAGUAGCCGAGUCAUGGUUGGCAGGUCAGGAGCCGCUGGUGCGGGCAGCUGAACUGGGCUCCAACGUGGACGAAGUAGAAAGCCUCAUCAAACGUCAUGAAGCCUUUGAGAAACUCGCCGCAGGCUGGGAGGAGCGCUUUGUACUACUGGAGAAACUCACCACGCUGGAGGAGCAGGAGAUUCAGAGAAGGAAAGAAGAAGAGGAGAGAGCGAGAAGACCACCCACACCUCCUCCCGUAGAGGAGGUGGUACAGUCUGAAGCAGAACAUGAGUCAGCAGCCAGGACAAGUUUAGACCAGACCACGCUGAACCAGUCAGUGUCUGUCAACGGAGUACACAGUGACCAGGACACAUCACAGGGGUCAGAGUCUGAGUCUGUGAACGGUCCGGGCCGGGACAGCGGACUGGACACAGCCUCUCGGCACGACCCCUCAGCCACAUUGCCUGGCAGAGUGGACCCCACCACAGAGGCCAUGGAGGGCAUGCUGUGCAGAAAACACGAGAUGGAGAGCCACACAAAGAAAGCAGCCAACAGAUCAUGGCAGAAUGUGUACUGUGUGUUGAGGAAGGGAAGUCUGGGCUUCUAUAAGGACAAUAAGAGCGCCUCUAACGGAAUCCCCUACCACGGAGAAGUUCCCAUCAGCCUCAGCGAGGCCACCUGUGAGGUCGCCCACGACUACAAGAAGAGGAAGCAUGUCUUCAAACUGAGGCUGGGAGAUGGGAAAGAGUUCCUGUUCCAGGCCAAGGACGAGGCUGAGAUGAGUUCAUGGAUUCGUGCCAUCCACUCCUCCAUGCCAUCGAGCGCCGCUGGUGAGCGCUCUCCGGGCGGUCAGCGCGGUCUGAGCCGGGCGAUGACCAUGCCGCCCAUCUCGCCCAGCUCGGGUGAGGCCGGAGGAGUGACCAUGCGCAAUAAAGAGGGCAAAGAAAAAGACCGCGAGAAGCGCUUCAGCUUCUUCGGCAAGAAGAAAUAAAGAAGCACUGCACCGUACCAUUCGGAAAAGGGAGGAGUGAAGCAUUGGUCACCCAACACUCAAAACACAAACUGAUACUGUCUGAGAAAACAGAGGAGGACAGCGCCCUCUACUGUCACAUCGCUCUACAAUUUUACUUCCACUUUUUAUUUCUUUGCGUCAUCUUCAUCUCUCUGUCUCACUCAGUGCCAUACAGGAGAACAUCCUUCUCUGAGCUCGCCUCCUAGCUCUGUUAACGACUCCAGCCAAUAGGAGGCAGGCAGGUUAGUGUCAGUGACCAGUGAGACCCUUGCUGAUUGGACAGUUUUUCCAAACUGAAAAAAAAGGCAUAGAAAGCGUAUGCUAACUCAUUUUUUCUUUAUUUCAAUAUCAUUUCUGUUUCGACCUUGGGGCUAGCAGGCUUUCCCAUAAUGCAGUGAUUCCAAAGUUUCUAUUAUUUUCCUUCAUUAUCGAUCUACUUCUUUUCUCUCUUUUUAUUUGAAUUUCUUUGUGAAGGACCAGAAUCA
Messenger RNA from Colossoma macropomum (tambaqui), 7844 nucleotides. RefSeq names its product spectrin beta chain, non-erythrocytic 1 (gene sptbn2). Gene Ontology annotation, biological process: actin cytoskeleton organization. NCBI's taxonomy places the organism in Eukaryota, Metazoa, Chordata, Actinopteri, Characiformes, Serrasalmidae. Gene Ontology annotation, cellular component: cell projection; plasma membrane; cell junction. The record is from RefSeq and is a predicted model, not a curated record. Gene Ontology annotation, molecular function: phospholipid binding; structural constituent of cytoskeleton; actin filament binding.